AUGGUGAGCUACGAUGAAAUACGAAAGGCGGGAACUGAUUCUGCGCUUCCCGGCCUCAGACGCAUGCGAAAGGGACACGCAUCGGAGAGCUCUAUAGCCUCCGAGUCAAGAUUACUAAAGAGUCUGGCUGAAUUUCAACCUCGAAUAGGCGCAGUCUCAAAAGCCAAUAAUUGCAAGGGACUUCAUGGCUGCGGAGAAUCCACUUUGUCCGCGAAAGAAAUGGCGAAGGGGCUGAGAAUACAGCGAAAACCCAGUACUGUUUUGCAAACUUCUCAAGCACAUUUGGCUAAACUGCUCGCGUAUGAAGCUGGGUUUGAACCCGACGAAAAUCAGGAUGAAUCUUCAAACUCAGAAGAUGAUUCAGAAUCCGGAGAAGAUUCCGAUCAAUGA
Molecule: messenger RNA, 390 nt
Organism: Blastomyces gilchristii SLH14081
Lineage: Eukaryota; Fungi; Ascomycota; Eurotiomycetes; Onygenales; Ajellomycetaceae
Exons: 2
Coding region: 1-390 (129 amino acids)
Source: RefSeq, a predicted model, not a curated record